Molecule: messenger RNA, 1112 nt
Organism: Panicum virgatum (switchgrass)
Lineage: Eukaryota; Viridiplantae; Streptophyta; Magnoliopsida; Poales; Poaceae
Product: heavy metal-associated isoprenylated plant protein 39-like
Exons: 3
Coding region: 187-831 (214 amino acids)
Molecular function (GO): metal ion binding
Source: RefSeq, a predicted model, not a curated record
GAAUCCGAUCUCUCCACGGACGAAUGGGAGAUUUGGUGCGCGGAAUAUAUACUAGAGUGCGUGAUCGUCGCAGCAGGAGAAACAAUCUGUCCCUGAUUGCAUAUAUGUUUCCUGACGAUCUAUCUGCCGGGACGGACCCCAGCCGUGCAGUGGUUCAGAUAGGCUAAUUGCUUCAUCCCGGUUGGAAUGGCUAUGGCCGCCAAGAAGGUGGUGCUGCUUCUGGGUCUCCACGAGAACGACGCAAAGGAGCAGCGGAAGGUGCUCAAAGCAGUCUCCGCUUUCCCUGGCCUCGACCUGAUCGCCAUCGACAUGAAGGAACGCAAACUGACGGUGGUCGGCCUGGUGGAUCCGAUUGAGCUCGUGACCAAGCUGCGCAAGCUCUGGCACGCGGACAUCCUCUCCGUCGGCCCGGCCAAGGACGACAAAGCAGCAGCAGCAGCCGCAGCCGCCUGGGACCAGAGAGAUGGCGGCGCCGGCGGCGUAAAGGAAGAGGGCGACAAGCAGGGGCACCAGGAGGUGGCGGUCGCCAAGCAGGUGGAGAGGCCCGACGACGACAUGCGCUCGUGGCCGCACGCGGUGGUCUACCCCCCGCGGUACCCGCCCCCCUACCACCACCACCACCAGUACGUCGCCGGCGGCCACGGCCCGCAGGUGAACCACCCCCACAACGGCGCCUACGUCGCCGGCGGCCGCGGGGCGCGGGAGAGCCACCCCAGCUCCUACGUCGCGCACGGCCACGGCGCACGGGAGCUCCUCCCGAACACCUACCCCUACGCCGCCCGCGGCUACGGGGCGCAGGAGAACCCUCCCAACGCCUGCGCCAUCUGCUGAUGAUGAGCUGAUCAUGAUCAUGGCGCCGACCGAUUGUAUUUGGUUGGUCCUCUGAACUUAGCUGCGCUCAUCAUCCCUGCACUUGGGUUGGCUGUAGAGGCGACUCAUCAUCAAGAUUCGCUGCAGUUCAACUUCUGAAUUCUGAUCAGUGUGCGUGUAAUGUGCAUAUACUUUUAAGUGAUCUCGUCCUAGUAUCUUGGUAUAUCGAGGUAUGAUGUAAUGUAAAAGCAGACUGUACGGUUACAUUCAAACAAGAGGUGCGCCAUCGCCCGGCCUUCCCA